Molecule: messenger RNA, 525 nt
Organism: Solanum lycopersicum (tomato)
Lineage: Eukaryota; Viridiplantae; Streptophyta; Magnoliopsida; Solanales; Solanaceae
Product: secreted RxLR effector protein 161-like
Source: RefSeq, a predicted model, not a curated record
AUGACUUUUGCAAAAGCUGUAGCCCUUCCUUUGGCUCCAAAUGAUGGCCUACAUGAAGCUGUAGGAAGCCUGGUUGAAGCAUUGUUUUAUAUAAUGAUAGUAGGGAGCCUUCAAUACUUGACUCUCACAAGACCGGAUAUUACUCAUGAUGUGAAUCUAGCAAGCCAAUUUAUGCGAAAUUCGAAUAAUGGACAUCUUCAAGGUGUAAAAAGGAUUCUCAGGUACAUCAAAGACACUUUGCACUUUGGACUUAGACUUAUUUCACAAUCACCAUAUAGGUUGUAUGGAUACUUAGAUGCUGAUUGGGGAGGUUGUAUCACAACUAAGAGAUCAACUACAUGCUAUAGCAUCUACCUAGGUGCAAAUUGUAUUUCUUGGACCACCAAGAAACAGUCCACAGUUGCUCGCUCAAGUGCUGAAGCUGAGUAUAGAGCACUUGUCUUUAUUGCCUCAGAGAUGACAUGGAUCAUAAAUCUACUUCAUGACCUUGGGGUAUUUCUUCGAUCUGUACCUACAUUGUUGUGA